GUAUCAUCAAUCCUUGCUAAUUGCCUGCAGUGGGAUGUGAAUGAGAGAGGCCAGGAUAUGUGUAUGGGAGUCUCACCAGUGCUUCCCAGAGACCCCUCUUCCCAUCCUGUGGCAGGCGUAGGCCCAGUUUCCCUAACUCUGACCCAUGCUUUGCAGGCGCUACACAAAGUCAGGCCAGAGCUCCUGGAUGCCAUGCUGGGAAACCUGCUGGCAGAGUCCCCAGACGCCGACAGGCUCCACUGCAUCUUGGAGCAUGUCAACCUCUGGAUCGUGUCCAGCGUGUCCCAGGAGAGAGCCAGGGCCAUUAGGAGCAGCACAUCCCUGUUCAGAUUUGCAGUCACGUUCCCUGAGUUUGAUAUCUCAGCAGAGUUCCCUAGGAUGGGUCACCACGUGGCACAGCUGGCUCUGUUUGUCAGUGACCCAGACAAGGACAUCAGCCAGCAGGCCAGGGAGGGGACUUACUGGCUCUACCAGCUGCUGCUCCAACAGAGGGGUAAGGAACCCGCUGGCACACAGAACCCAGUAGGGGUCUGA
Molecule: messenger RNA, 534 nt
Organism: Mauremys mutica (yellowpond turtle)
Lineage: Eukaryota; Metazoa; Chordata; Testudines; Geoemydidae
Product: maestro heat-like repeat family member 5
Exons: 3
Coding region: 58-534 (158 amino acids)
Cellular component (GO): cytoplasm
Source: RefSeq, a predicted model, not a curated record